AUGACCAACCAACUAGGCUCAAUUUGGGAUAUUCGAGACGAACUCGUUACGACGGGAACUUGGACGCAAGAACUUCGUAACCGAUCGACCUUGACGAUAACGCCCCUCACUUCCCCGCAUGCUUCCCUACUGUGCCAGCUCCCCAGCUCCCCAGGUAUAUUUGAAAGUCUUGCGGAGGACCAGGUUUCGUCUGCACCCCACAAACGCCGUUUCGAAUGUCGAUCUCGGCUUUUUGGUCGUCCCGAGCACUUGUGUCUGUUCUACAUGGCGAAAUUUCGAUCCAGAGACGGCUGCGCAACCUGUCGAGCGCGACAUGUGAAAUGUGAUGAAGUACAACCAGUGUGCGGCCAGUGCAAGAAACGCGAUCAGCCCUGCUUACGCGGACAACCGCCGAGUAUCAAGUUUCGUGAUAUCCAUCAGCGCAGAGGGGCCUCCACCGCGUCGUCGUCGACGACGACAGCGACGGGAUCUGGGACAUUCAAUCACCGGUUCAGUACAGCGUACAGCGAGACCUCACUGGGUGUUGUGAAUCAGUCCCCCUCUAGUUGUCCAUUCUCUCCAUCCAAUCAAUACGAGCAAGACGUUCUACGGUCAACAUCUGGGACGCUCGCAUCACCCAGAGAGUCUCUGCUUAUAACUUCGACCGAUGAUACAAAUACAACAAACUCAUGGCCCGACGACUACCCCUUGAUACCUGGGUCGGAGCUCUUCACAAGCAAUAGUAUUUCGAUCUCGCAGUUAUUGCAUCCCGCAUCCCUUUCACCAGAGUCACAACACUGGAUCCCAUCCCUGACCAGUGCUGUUCCCCAGUAUUCAUCAGUCACUCACCAGCAAGGAUGUCUUAUUCACCACUACAGCGAGAAUCUUGGCCGGUGGCUUGAUUGCACCGAUGCGUCACGCCAAUUCACUCUUAAGAUUCCAGCCAUGGCGAAGACUUCACCGACGCUUCUCCAUGCAGUCAUGUCUGUGGCGGCAAGGCACAUGGGAGACACAGAGGCUGCUGAACAGGCACAUCAAGCAUGCGUCAAACUCCUCGUAGAACAACUGACUUCUGGAACUGUGGCCGAUGACGAUGCACUCCUAUGCGCCAUCGUCAUUCUACGUGUCUUUGAGCAGCUCAAUGUGAUGGUUACGGGUUUGGAUCAGGAACAACAUCUCACCGGCUGUUCCGCUCUUAUACGCGCGUCACAACCCUCAUCCAUAGACCCCUCCUCCCCAACGCUGCGACAAGCUGCGUUUUGGAUAUACGUCAAGCAAUGCCUCUACAACGCUUGCGUGAAUCAGCAGCCGCCAAACGUAGACAGAAGUCUCACACUCCUGCCUCCGCCCGUCAUCGUCGAAAGUGAUACUCUCAGCCGACUGCGCGCCGAGACCGCGUGGGCAAACACGAUGGUUUGGAUGUGUAGUACAGUCCUUCACUUUUGUUUUGGCACAGGCACCACGGAUCCGAUUGCCCGACUCGGUGAGUGGAAACAAUUGACAGAGGCUCUUGAGAACUGGAAAAAGACCAGACCUGCCACCUUUGACCCGGUAUGGCACGGACAGGCAGACGAGGGAAGCUCGAAUCCUUUUCCCCAGUAUUUUUUCACCGCUGAUUGGCAUGUGAUGGCCUUUGCCUACUAUCAUCUUGCUUGUAUGCUCUUGACCAUGUACAAACCCACCCGGUUUGCUGUGCGAAGGAUGCAUGGCCGGCUUUGGGAAUCAGAUGCCAAAGUAGUCGAGCAUGCACGAUCCAUCUGCGGCGCAUGUAAAAACUCCCUUGCGACGGUACCAAUGCUCAUAACAUUGUGCCAUGCAGUAUUUAUAUGGGGCCCACUUAUGGUCGACCAACGCGAACGCGACGGCGUCAUUGAUCUACUCCUAUAUCUCCAGAAGACACACUCCUGGCCCACCGCUUGGAUAAUCAGUUCUUUGAAAGAGGAAUGGGAAAUGCCUUAA
Messenger RNA from Exophiala xenobiotica, 1938 nucleotides. RefSeq lists its product as uncharacterized. The coding region runs from base 1 to 1938 and encodes 645 amino acids. The transcript is spliced from 7 exons. Gene Ontology annotation, cellular component: nucleus. Lineage: Eukaryota; Fungi; Ascomycota; Eurotiomycetes; Chaetothyriales; Herpotrichiellaceae. The record is from RefSeq and is a predicted model, not a curated record. Gene Ontology annotation, molecular function: DNA-binding transcription factor activity, RNA polymerase II-specific; transcription cis-regulatory region binding; zinc ion binding. Gene Ontology annotation, biological process: positive regulation of transcription by RNA polymerase II.